Chlorella variabilis is the source of this 1272-nucleotide messenger RNA. RefSeq lists its product as hypothetical. The annotation marks the transcript as partial. Lineage: Eukaryota; Viridiplantae; Chlorophyta; Trebouxiophyceae; Chlorellales; Chlorellaceae. The transcript is spliced from 5 exons. The record is from RefSeq and is a predicted model, not a curated record.
GUCCUCUUCCUGAGCCCCGUGUGGCCGGAGCGCACAUCCAGCGCCGCGGGCGUGCGCACCAGCGACCUGCUGGAGGCCUUUUGCCGGCGCGGCUGGCGGGCGGCAUACGCCUCAUCCUCCACGCCCAACGAGCACACGGCAGCGCUGCAGGCGGCGGGGGUGGCCGCCUUCCAGUGCCAGCCCAACCGUGAGAGCCAGCUGGCAGACAUUCUGGCAGCAGUGCAGCCCACGGCAGUGGUGUUUGACCGCUUCUACUCCGAGGAGGCGUACUCGUUCCGAACACGUGAGCUGGCGCCAGGGGCGAUGCGGCUGUUAGACAUGCAGGAUUUCCAUGCGCUGCGCGGCGGCCGGCAGCGGCUGGCAGAGGCGGGGGCGGCGAUGGAGGCGGUGCAGGCGUGUCGGCCCGAUGCCGUGGCCCCAGACUGCCUGCGCGAGCUGGCCGCCAUCCACCGGUCUGACCUGGUGCUGGUGUGCUCGCCUGUCGAGCUCCAGCUGCUCAUCGGCCACUACGGCGUUCCCGCCAGCAAGGUCGUUCUGGCGCCUUUCUUCGCGCCGCCCUCGCCUCACACUUCGGUGGCCGGAGCAGCCGGCCCCGACCAGGCAUGCCCCAGCCACGCAGAGCGCAAGCACUUUCUCAUGAUCGGCAACUGGCGGCACCCUCCCAACCUGGACUCUGCUCGCUGGGCAUGCUCUGAAAUCUGGCCGGCGCUGCGGGCAGCACUGCCAUCGGAGCACCGCGAUGCGCAGCUGCACAUGUAUGGAUCCUAUGCAGCAGGGGCCGCACAGCAGCUGCACCGUCCGAAGGAGGGCGUCCACAUGAAGGGGUUUGCCCCCAGCCUGGACAUCAUGCUCAGGUACCGUGUACUGCUGGCGCCACUACGGUACGGAGCAGGGCUCAAGGGCAAGGUGGUGGACAGCUGGUGGCAUGGCCUGCCCGUCGCCACAACCCCCAUUGGCGCCGAAGGCAUGACAGGCGCAGCUGCAGCACCGGCUUGGGGUGGCCUGUGCGGCGCCACCUCAGCUGGCGGCAUUGCCACAGCAGCAGCGCUGCUGUAUUCAGACCAGCGCCUGUGGCAGGUAUGCCAGCAGCGUGGUUUCGAGCUGCUGCAGAUGCUGUACGAUAGAGAUCGCAAUUUGGGGCGGGUGUUGGAGGCGGUUGCAGCGACGGCGGAGCAGCUGGAGGUCUUGCGGCAGCAGGACUUUGUCGGUCAGAUGUUGUGGCAGCAACAGCUGCGAGCCACCGACUACUUCAGCAGAUGGAUAGAGCUCAAG